AUGGCACAAUGGUGGCAGAUCCUCUUGGGAUUGUGGAUGGUCAUGCCCACCUCAUCAGGGGACAAGCCAGUCAACAUCUGCAUGAAUGCCAAGCACCACAAGCAAGAGCCUGGCCCAGAAGACAAGCUCUACUUGGAGUGCGCUCCCUGGAAGGAUAAUGCCUGCUGCACGCUCACCACAAGCUGGGAAGCCCACCUGGAUGAGUCCUUGCUCUUUAACUUCAGCAUGAUGCACUGUGGACUGCUAACCCCCAUGUGUCAUAAGCACUUCAUCCAGGCCAUCUGCUUUCAUGAGUGUUCCCCCAACCUGGGGCCUUGGAUCCAGCUGAUAUCUCCCCCUCUCUCUUCCUGCACCCAGGUGGCCCCGAACAGGCAAGAAGAACGGGUUUGGGGCGUGCCACUGUGCUGGGAGGAUUGUGAGGAGUGGUGGAAAGACUGCAGCUCAUCUUACACUUGCAAAUCCAACUGGCGUAGUGGCUGGGACUGGAGUCAGGGGAAAAACCGCUGCCCGGUACAGGCGCCCUGCCGCCCUUUCUCGGAUGUAUUCCCCACCCCCACUGAUCUGUGUGAGAAGAUCUGGAGCAACGCAUUCAAGGCCAGUUCUGAGCACAGGAAUAGUGGCCGGUGUCUGCAGAAGUGGUUUGAGCCCACCCAGGGCAACCCUAACGUGGAAGUGGCCCUCCACUUUGCCAGCUCUGCUUCAGCCCGGGAGCUGUCUUACAGCCUCUCAGCCAUCUCUCUGUACCUGCUGCUCCAUUCCUGA
Molecule: messenger RNA, 762 nt
Organism: Microtus ochrogaster (prairie vole)
Lineage: Eukaryota; Metazoa; Chordata; Mammalia; Rodentia; Cricetidae
Gene: Izumo1r
Product: IZUMO1 receptor, JUNO
Biological process (GO): cell adhesion; sperm-egg recognition; fusion of sperm to egg plasma membrane involved in single fertilization
Cellular component (GO): external side of plasma membrane
Molecular function (GO): signaling receptor activity
Source: RefSeq, a predicted model, not a curated record